CGCCAAGAUUUACAUGCAGACCCACAACGUCCCACAUAACCUACAAAAGCGUGUACAGCGUUGGUAUGACUACGUGUGGUCACGUGGCCGGCUCAACGGAUGUGACAUCAACUCGCUGGGUCUGCUUCCGGACAAGCUCAAGACAGAGCUGGCUAUACACGUCAACCUUGAGACGCUUGAGACAGGCGUGAUGCUCAAGAGAAUGGGGGCCGGGGAUUUCUUUGGUGAGAUCGGCAUUCUCAACCUGGACGGAGGUAUGAACAGUCCAUCAUUCGCGACUACGGCCAACGCAGACUGAGGGAGGUGGAGGCACACAGACAGAAAGUGAAGCCUCUCAAAUGUAAAGGCAGCCAGGACAUUCCGUCCUAUCAGUCUGGCAGUGCCGGAUCCGUGCAGAACCGGUUCCUGAUGACACUCCGGAGCCUGAACCCGGCUGUCCGGAGGCUGAGCGCGCAGCCGCAGACGAGCUGUCCACAUCCGGGUUCUCCGCAAGCUGGCACAGGUGGUGGACCUCCCGCUGGACACAGGUGCGUAGGCUCCAGGGCUUCCCAGGGGGGCGUGGUCAAAUCCGGAUCUGCCCAGAGCGGGGAGGAUGGCUCAGGGUCGUUGUUGUCUCCCAGCAACGCUAAGAAGUCCUCCUGCCAGCAACAGGGCUCUGUGGAUAGUUCUGCCAACAGCGACGGUUCUGGUUCCGGUUCUGGUACCGGUUCCUACGGCAACCAUAACAAUGGCCGUCACGAUGGCAAGAGUAAUAAUAGAGGAGGAGGAGGAGGAGCAGGAGGAGGAGGGGGAUAUUUUCGUUCAAUGAUGUCAUCUGCGAGACACGUCUUCCGGAGGGGUGGGAAGAGGGCUCGACCUAAGAGGUGGAGCGAAGGAGGGUACGACUCCUUUCGCAAGCGAGAGAAUCGAACCUCGUGGAGUUCGGAACUCGUAAAGAAGACGUCACGAGACCAGCCCCGGGGUCAAGGUGCUGGCAGUGGUGACGUAGACACAGACGAUUCCGACGCCUUGCGUUUAAACCCGGGUCCUGGCCCGAAUGGGUGCAGUGUGACCUUUGACCUUAGGGACAGCUCGGAGAAAUCGGGGGAAUUUUCUGGAACGACUGCUGCUACAACGAGCGGUGCGUCUCGUGUGGCCGCCCAGGGGAUGUUGGAGGACGGUGUGAGCGGAGUCGCUGUGGACGGGGCGGUGGGAGAAGGACUCAAGUCCGGAGUCAAACGAGGCCCCACGCUCGUCCCCAAUCUCACAGAAGUGGAAAAGAGAACAUUUGGGACCGGCUGGGGUAGGAGGAAACUCUCCGACCCAAUCUCUUACAUGGCUGUGUGCACAGAGGAUUUAGACGAGGCGUAUCGCACCAGCAAAGAGAUGGGGUCAGAAAGACAAGAAGGGCGUGACUCCGUGGUGAAGGACACGACGCAAACUGAUUUUCAGACGAGGCAGGGGGAGAGCGUUGAGCUGGGGACAUUGGCCCAUGCAGCUGAGGCCAGCACAUCUACCUCGCUGGAAACAGCGAAACCACUCACUUCGGAUGCAUCUUGUACAUAUCCUUUCGUUAUUGUUGACUCCUCUGGAGAUUUUUCUUCUUCUUCUUCCAACAGAGCGUGGGAAUCUUCCGCGCCAGAGUCUUUCAUUUUAAAUACUGCUAGUGCAAAUGAAUGUUCGCACAAAGGUGGGGACGUGGCUUUUAAUGACACCCGGAAUACGUGUGCUGACGUGUGCGCAAAAGAAAAUAUUGGGAUUAUUUCUGGCAGCAGGGACAGCGAUGGGCAAGUGGGAGCUUCGAGGCGGAACAUUCGCGACCGUUCAUUUAGUAGUGCCUCUGCACUUGGCAGACCUCAAGAGAGAUCUAGACUCGCAUCUGAGAGCGGGAACCGUGAUCAGUUACCCCUUCUGAGAAACAGAGACGAGACAAACGGAAUGUGGAGUAGCUUCUCUGAGACAACAAGUCGACCUCAGCAGAAUAAUCUUACGUCUUCCAAAAACGAUUCGUCUUUGCAUUUUUCAUCGAUUUUGUCGUCGAAACCUUUCGUAUCCUCACCUUUAUCCCAUUCUGCACCUAGUUUACCCCCGGGCAAAAGUGCAAGUCGAUCCUCUCUAACAACGAGGAUUGUGCCGAUAAACAAUCCUGGCCCACAGCCAGUUUCUACUCCGGAGGUCUCAAACGCCUCGGAGGUUGAGAACCCUUCGGCAUCUCUGACCCCCGACGAUAUGCCCUACGUUCUAACAUGUUGCUGCAGUCCUAACUCUCCUCACAGCCGACACGUAUCCCAUCAUCUCCCGAAGAAAACUCAGGUCUGCUCCACACGAGGUCACGCAACGAAAUACCAAAGAGUCAACAAAAACAACAACUACACAACUUCCACAAAUAAAAACGGCAACAACAACAACAACACCAACAAUAGCAGCAACAAGAAAGAUGGAGCUGGGAGGUCAGCAGGGGUCAAGGUUCAGUCUUCGUUUCUCCCGGCGACUGUGGAUUGCUUUUCUGGCAACGGAAGGUCCCGAUCUUUCCCGAGUCUGUUCGAGAUGUCGCUGCCGACAGAGGUCGAGGCGCGGCAGCCGAGAAGGUCUAGCUCUCAGGAAGAGUUGCAUCUUUACACAGAGGAGAAGUCGAAUGAGGUGAAAGCCAAGAUCUUUAAAAAUAGGCUCAGUAGAGAAGGUACCAAAAGCAUGGACAGAGAAAACAGCGGUGGGAGGAGCCACGCCAUGUCAAUCAUCCAACAGCCCACCUCUGACUUGUCCUAUCAGCAAAUCAAAAGUCAGAUCCAAACUAUGCAGGAAAUGAUCGAAAAACGACUGACUCAACUGGAAGACGUGUACAACAACACAAGUGCCCGUCUGGACAAGCUGACGUCAUCACAGGAAGUGUUGCUGAGGUUACUCAAGCAACAGAUGCUGAUGAGCCCAGGCCGAGGUGGAGGCAGUAGUAGGUCGCAAGGUGAAGGAGAACUGGACGACUCGCUGACUACGUCAUGUGUAUGACGACACGUCGUCCUGCCGCGCUGCCCAGUCUCGCUCUCGGAUUACAACGACCGCCAUGUUGAUUUCUGGCUUUCUAAAAAAUCUACCGUAAUUUUUAAAGAUGUGAUUCGUAAUUUAUUGGGGACUUGUUGACCACUUUUUAUGAUCUUUCAUUCGAUUUUACUUUUUGAUUUUAAUCCCUUUUUCGAUCAUGGCGUCGAUUUUUGUGAAGUCUGCAUCAGCAUGACUCUGGCGUCAUGCCGUGUCUAGAUCAGCUAAUACGGGGUGCCCGCUACGGCUGAGAUCGUGUUUGUUUUCAGUUUCAGGCGAUCGAGUCGGG
Molecule: messenger RNA, 3301 nt
Organism: Aplysia californica (California sea hare)
Lineage: Eukaryota; Metazoa; Mollusca; Gastropoda; Aplysiida; Aplysiidae
Product: hornerin
Molecular function (GO): protein-containing complex binding
Source: RefSeq, a predicted model, not a curated record